CUUCCGUGUGACCAUCUCGGAAAACUCGAUGAUUUGUGUUGAUGUGGCUCAGAGCUGUAGUUCUUAACUCACCGUUAGCGGUUUCCAGGAAAUAUGGACAACUCGGGCAAAGAAAAAGAAGCCAUGGCUCUAAUGGCAGAAGCCGAAAAGAAAGUCAAAUCAUCGCAGUCUUUUUUCGGCUCCCUGUUUGGGGGUUCUUCAAAGAUGGAGGAAGCUUGUGACAUGUAUGCCAGGGCAGCCAACAUGUUCAAGAUGGCAAAGAACUGGAGUGCUGCUGGAAAUGCUUUCUGUCAGGCAGCACUGCUUCACCUACAGAUUCAGAGCAAACAUGAUGCAGCAACAAACUUCAUUGAUGCAGGCAAUGCCUUUAAAAAAGCUGACCCUCAAGAGGCCAUAAACUGUCUGAUUAGGGCAAUCGAGAUUUACACAGAUAUGGGUCGUUUCACAAUUGCAGCAAAGCAUCAUGUGACCAUUGCAGAGAUCUAUGAAACAGAGCUUGUUGACAUUGAUAAGGCUAUGGCUCACUAUGAGCAAGCAGCUGAUUACUACAAAGGAGAGGAAUCCACAAGCUCAGCCAAUAAGUGUCUGCUUAAAGUUGCCACCUAUUCAGCUCAGCUGGAGCAGUAUCCAAAAGCUAUUGAGAUAUAUGAACAGGUUGGAACACAAGCAAUGGAUAGCACGCUUUUAAAAUACAGUGCUAAGGAUUAUUUCUUUAAGGCAGCUCUUUGCCACUUCUGUGUUGAUAUGCUUAAUGCAAAGCUUGCCUUGCAGAAAUAUGAGGAAAUGUUUCCUGCCUUUUCAGACUCACGAGAAUGCAAAUUGGUCAAGAAACUUUUAGAUGCAUAUGAGGAACAGAAUGUUGAUGCGUAUACUGACUCGGUGAAGGAGUUUGACGUAAUCUCACGACUGGAUCAGUGGCUCACCACUAUCUUGUUGCGCAUAAAGAAAACCAUACAAGAGGAUGAAAGUGACCUUCGUUAACAACCAUAUUUUCCCCCCAAUUUUCCUGUUAUUUUUGUUUUUCUUUAUUCUCUUUAAUGCAUUGUAGUGACUUCUUUUUUAAGUACUUCUUGGUUCCCAUUGCCUUCAUCUUCGCAGCUCAGACAUGGAUAAUGGGCUACAUACAGUAAUGAAAGAACACUAAAAAAAUAGCUUGUUUAGGCAAGCAGAGGUUUAUACAGUGCCUUAGAACUAAAACCAACUGCCCACUUUUAUUACUAUGCACAAAAUGCCUUUUGCCCCAGUUUAUGUUUAUGAUUUUCUAGUAAUUCAACACACCUAUUUACUAGUGUUACUUGCAUCAAUGAUGCCACUAUGAAUUCACUGCAAUAACAUUUUACUGUGUAAUUCAUCAUGGCCUUCCUUGUGUGUUCUCUAGAUUACCCAGUUAUUUUUCUUUCCUUAUUUGUUUUAAAUUUUAAACAGUGAUGAACACUGAUAAACAUUACUUCUGGAAAUAAGGUUCUGAGAUUAUUACAAUUAUUACAUAUAUAUAUUUAUACAUGCAUACAUACACACACAUUUUAAAUAUGAAUUUAUAACAUAUUAAAACAUAGUUUAAUGUUCAAA
Messenger RNA from Tachysurus fulvidraco (yellow catfish), 1569 nucleotides. RefSeq names its product N-ethylmaleimide-sensitive factor attachment protein, alpha b (gene napab). Gene Ontology annotation, molecular function: soluble NSF attachment protein activity; syntaxin binding. NCBI's taxonomy places the organism in Eukaryota, Metazoa, Chordata, Actinopteri, Siluriformes, Bagridae. The record is from RefSeq and is a predicted model, not a curated record. Gene Ontology annotation, biological process: intracellular protein transport; SNARE complex disassembly; synaptic transmission, glutamatergic. Gene Ontology annotation, cellular component: synaptobrevin 2-SNAP-25-syntaxin-1a complex; vacuolar membrane; terminal bouton. The coding region runs from base 94 to 981 and encodes 295 amino acids. The transcript has 11 exons.